AUGGAGGGUGUACUUUAUAAAUGGACGAAUUAUUAUAAUGGAUGGCAACCUCGGUAUUUUGUAUUAGAUGAAACAGGUGUUCUUUCAUAUUAUAAAUCAAGUGAAUUAAUUCAUGAAGGAUGUAAAGGUUCAUGUUUAGUACUUGCCUGUGAAGUGAAAGUUCCUCCACAUGAUCCAUUUCGUUUUGAUUUAAUUAUUCCUGGCGAACAAUUUUUUUGUUUAAAAGCUAAAUCACAACCUGAACGACAACGUUGGCUUGUUGCUUUAGGAACACAUAAAUCAAGAGGAACAAAAUCUACAACAUCAAUUCCAAUUAAUAAUAAUAACAAUAAUAAUAAUACAUCAUCAACAUUAGUUACACAUUUAUCAGCAAUUGAUCAAGAAAUAAAACUAAAAGUACAAGAAUUACGUCUCUAUGAAACAGUUCUUACACAACGUGUUCAUGCUAUUAAAUCUAUAGCAAAUGAUACACCAAUACCUGAUGUUAAAAAAUUAGAUGAAUCAUCAUCAAUGUUAAAUAUAACAUGUGAUGCAUUCAUUCAUACACUUGACGAAUGUGUUAAAUUAGCGACUGGUGAUUCAUCUCAAUCUUUACUUUUACUUUCUCCAUCUCCACGAAAACUUUCAAAUAGAAUCUCAACUAAUCGACAGUCAUUUACUGAACAUGAACCCACUAAAUCUGUAAAUUCAAUAGCAACAACAAUUUUACCAAAACAAAUUAUUUAUAAAACAUUUUUCUCUCAACUACCUAAUACAUUCGCACAAUUAAGUUGUUUAGCAUUUCAUGAAAUACAUUCUGAACUUUUUCUUUCUAUCUGUGAACAAUAUCUUACUCUUAUUGAUAAAUUUAAUAGUACAACAUUUACUCCAUUACGUGCAGAUGCUAAUGGUAAUAUUAGUAAAUUAAGAAGAAAAAUAAGUAAUGAUCCGAGUAAAUAUCAAACUUUAUAUUCAAUUGUUAAUGAUGAAAUAAUAUCAAAAACAAUAAAAGAAAAAAAUUCCGCAACUGAUUCACUUCUUUGGCUUAAAAGAAGUAUUCAUUUUCUGUCAUGUUUUCUUCAUGAAUUUGGUCAAGGUGAUCAAACUGUUGAAGAUGCUAUGAAUAAAGCUUAUGGACAAACAUUAAAACGUUUUCAUGGUUGGAUUACACGUGGCGUUUUUUCAAUAGCAUUUCGAUCAGUUCCUUACAAUGAAGAUUUUCUUAUUGCUCUUGCCAUUGAUUCAAACGAUGCUCGAGAAGUUCUUUUCGAACAACAGGUAUUGAACGAAAUGACCGAUCAUAGUUUAAAUAUGAAUAUUGUUGUAAAUAAAAUAACUGAAUUUUAUAUUGAACAUGAACUUGAAUCUGAUGAAAUUAUUGGAUGA
This is a messenger RNA of Adineta steineri, 1365 nucleotides long. The record is from the annotation of a GenBank genome assembly. Lineage: Eukaryota; Metazoa; Rotifera; Eurotatoria; Adinetida; Adinetidae.